Molecule: messenger RNA, 1702 nt
Organism: Phyllostomus hastatus (greater spear-nosed bat)
Lineage: Eukaryota; Metazoa; Chordata; Mammalia; Chiroptera; Phyllostomidae
Gene: FXYD2
Product: FXYD domain containing ion transport regulator 2
Exons: 7
Coding region: 1167-1550 (127 amino acids)
Biological process (GO): monoatomic ion transport; regulation of sodium ion transmembrane transporter activity
Cellular component (GO): membrane
Molecular function (GO): sodium channel regulator activity
Source: RefSeq, a predicted model, not a curated record
GCAGGAGACAGGAGCCAGUGCUCCUUGGGGUUCAGGACCUCCAGGCAGCACAGAUGGUGCCUGGGAGCCUCCCUGCGAGUGGCCACAUGUGCCAUGCAGCUGAGGACAGACCCAAGCCAGGAAUCGGAGCUUUCUAGGGGCUUCUGGCCUCUUUCCAGCUGCAAGCCAUCAGCAGGAAGAUUGACUGGGACCUGGAGUCCAAGGCGUGUGCUCUGCUGUGUAGCGCCCAGACGUGCGGUCUGGCGGAGCUGGAAAUUUGAGUCUUGGGGAGGCUGGUCAAGAGGGCCUCUGCCUUGUCACUAGUUUUUGAGCACCAGGCAGACAGCUCAGCUGAUGUUCUGGCAUGCUACCUCCCUACCCCACUGAGCCAAAAUGACCACCCAGACUGCUGCCCUGAGACUGAAGAAUCAGGGAACAAAUGGAGGCCUAUUUGGGAAAGACAGGGAUGCUGAGGCAUGGCAGCUGAGGACACUGCCCUAGGGGCAUGGCAGUGUUGGAAGAGGAAGUUGGGGCUACCUCUCCAUACCUCUCAAAUAUCUCCCUGAUUUCUGGGUCUUGGGAGUAUGGCUAUAUGGUUCUCUUUGGCUUCAGCCUAGAAUAAUCAAACAAAGGGAGGGGGUGAGGGGAAUUUUGCCUACUUUGUGUAGCCUUUCUGGGGUGACAGAGUAGCACUCUCACCCCAUUUGACCCCAUAUCCUGGGAAAGUCUGGAAGAACUAGAAGCGGGGCCAGAUGUCAGCAGGAAUCAGUCGUGCAGUGUGGGUGUCUGGGGAUUAAAGGGAGGUUGGGGAUGCCAGGUGGGUGGUAGGCUGGGAGAGAUCAUGCUGAGGGUCAGGGAGGGGAUGGUGCUCUGGGAUCUUGCUUUAAAGAUCACUCCGGCAGGGGACUGAGCCCAGGGAAGGGAUUAUGGUGAGUGCCUUUGUUCCUGGAAGGCCAGUUCAGGGUGAGGAUAAUGAAGUUGGCACUUAAUAGGACCGUCUUUGGCCAGUCUUUGUAUCUACAUCAUCUCAAGUCCUACAACAACUCUGCAAGGUGCCUCCUCCCACAUGGAUCCCUGGCCUCAGCCUGCCCAGGCAGGCUGGCACAAGGUGAGGGCUCCCUUGCCAGCCCCUCCUCCCUGUCUGUCUCUUCCUUCCAGCGGGUUUGGCUGAAGUGUGGAGGGAGGGAAUGCCACUCUUUCCAUCCAGGCCCUCAGCAGCAGGCACCUCACGACUCUCUCCCACCUGGACACAGCUAACAGCUCCUGCCAUGGACAGGUGGUACCUGGGUGGCAGUCCCAAGGGGGAUGUGGACCCAUUCUACUAUGACUAUGAGACUGUCCGCAAUGGGGGCCUGAUCUUCGCUGCUCUGGCCUUCGUGGUGGGGCUUAUCAUCAUUCUCAGUGCUGGCAGGGAGAAGGAAGGGAAUACUGCAAAGCUGAGUCCUCCAGGGAGGACAGGAUCUCCUUGGAAGAGAGAGGCCUGUGGAAAUCAACUUCUUUUCUUUCUUCAAGGCAAAAGACUCCGCUGCAGGGGCAAAAAGCAUCGGCCAGUCAGUGAAGAUGAGCUGUAAUGACAGGUCCUGAAGACCAUCAGUCCUUACAGAAUCACAGAAGGCUUAAGCACAGAAAGUCUUAAGAAAGAAAAAUAGAUGAUCCUUACCUUUCAGAAUUUGCUCUGCAUGUGCGCUCAUUCACUGGUGACAAAUAAAGUGUGACAAGCCAA